AUGGAGAAGUCUAGGAAGAAGAAGUGGGAGAUGGCGUUCGCGGCGCGGGUGAGGCAGAUUGUACCUGGUCUCUUUCUUGGAAAUGUCGAAGCGUCGUACAAACGGGAGCUGCUUCAAGAAAAUCGUAUCAACGCAAUCGUCUCUCUCACUGAUGCUCGGUGGGUGUGGUGGAACACUACUACGAGAGAGGCAGGCGUUCCGGCACAUCGUCACAAAUGGAUUCAGUGUGCUGAUUCGUCGACGCAAGACCUCCUUGCUCAUAUGAGCGAUAUUUGCGAUUUCAUCGACCAGAUGGCAUCCCCGGCUCUUUCGUUGCUGUCGUCCUUGACCUUCGAACACAAAGACGAUACGAAUGAUGGGCCGGGCGAAGCACCUCCGGAGGCCAUAUUAAUCCACUGUGAUCUUGGGAUAUCGCGCUCGCCAACGAUUAUCAUUGCCUAUUUGAUGCGCAAAUUUUGCAUGCAGCAAGUGGAAGUAUUGGAAUUUGUUCAAUCAAAGCAAAGAAUUAAACCGAGCCCGAAUUUUACUCGUCAACUUCAAGUUUGGGAGGAGGUUGGAUAUCAAGUAUGGGAGGACGAAGACAAGACUGUCCCGAAAGCGCCCUACAAAGCAUAUAUGGAGGAUCGGGCUGCUCUUCUGGAAAAAAGAGGGCUCACCGGAAAUGAACCGCUGGCGCCUCAGAAUCUUUAA
Messenger RNA from Penicillium malachiteum, 690 nucleotides. RefSeq names its product dual specificity protein phosphatase family protein. Gene Ontology annotation, cellular component: cytoplasm. Gene Ontology annotation, molecular function: MAP kinase tyrosine/serine/threonine phosphatase activity; protein tyrosine/threonine phosphatase activity. The coding region runs from base 1 to 690 and encodes 229 amino acids. The transcript has a single exon. Lineage: Eukaryota; Fungi; Ascomycota; Eurotiomycetes; Eurotiales; Aspergillaceae. The record is from RefSeq and is a predicted model, not a curated record. Gene Ontology annotation, biological process: protein dephosphorylation; negative regulation of MAPK cascade.